GAUUCCUCUGCCACCUUCACUCGAGUAGAGCCGCUAAAGCGCUGCUGUUCACUGAGCGCAACAUGGAGUGAGCGAGUUUUAGCUUUACUUUCGCUGCUUGAGGACAUUUUGGCGGUAGAAAGUCAAUCGAUACUGAAGCACAACACGAUGUAGUGAAAUUACAGACGGUGGACUGUUUGAUUUCGUUCCUGCAAAGCAGAUCUAUCAAGUAUCGCGCUAGGGGAGAAGUAGACAGCGGCUGGACAAACAUGCUCUCGCCGUUCUUGGCGUAUUUGCUGUCGGUUCUGGUUCUGUGUCGGAUUGCGCGCUCCCAGUACUCAAGCGACCAGUGCAGCUGGAGGGGCAGUGGGCUGACCCAUGAGGGACACACCCGGGAUGUGGAACAGGUGUAUCUCCGCUGUGCCCAGGGGUUCCUGGAGUGGCUGUACCCCACAGGAGCCAUCAUCGUCAACCUGCGCCCUAACACGCUGUCCCCAGCGGCCUCUCUUCUUUCUGUUUGCAUCAAACCAACUAAAGAGUCCAGUGGAACCCACAUCUACCUGGACCGGCUGGGCAAACUGCGACUGCUCCUCCGUGAGGAAGAUCAGGCAGAGGGGAGAGUGCACUGUUUCAGCAUACAGGAUGGGUCGCUGUUCAUCGAGGCGGUGCCUCAAAGGGACAUCAGCCGGAAAAUCACAGCUUUCCAGUACGAGCUGGUCAACCACAGACCAGGAGCAGACCCACAUUCAUUAUCUGCACCCUGCCAACCCUGUACUGAUGGUGAACUCCUCCUGGCAGUUUGCACCAGUGACUUUGUGGCACGGGGUACUAUACUAGGCGUGACACAAGAGGACAAUCAGACGUCCGUCACUGUGUCCCUGAGUCGCCUUUACAGACAGAAGACACAAGUGUUUGUGUUAGGGGGUGGCCGGGCCAAACGCUGGACGGGCUUUGUGAAGAUGCCCAGCCAGUGCAGGGUUAAGCCCGGGGAGGGUGAGUUCCUUUUCACUGGGACUGUGCGCUUCGGGGAGGCCUGGCUCAGCUGUGCUCCAAGGUACAAGGACUUCCUUAGGGUGUAUCAGGACGCACAGCAGCAAGGGACAAACCCAUGUCACUUGGACACAGACUGAACUCUCUCCAGGAAACCACAUGGUCCACCCCGUCACGGAAAACUGUGACCCCUCGAGCAGCUGUCUGUCUCUUUUGCUCUGAGUGUGUGUGUGUCUGCGGACAGGAACGGUUAUAGAUCAGUAUAGACUGGAAUAUUGCCCUAAAAUCGUCUUGCAUGCUAUCCCAGAAAUCGCUGAGACAGACUCAUGCACUUAAAACAUCUUGCAAAGAAAACUAAAGUUGGACUUUUACUUAAUAAGCCAAUGCGGAUUUCUUCUGACAUGUCUUAAGACGUUUUCUGAUGUUUUGUUUUCCUUACGGUCACAAUGUAGCAGACCUUGCUGUUGAAUGUGUAAAAAUGUGAAAGAAAAUUCUAAAAUGGAAGUCCCAAAUGCUUUGUAAAAAGCUUGUUGUACAGUUUUGCAGUUGUUUCUAUGACAGAAAUACAUUGAAGAAAAAGCCUGCUUUUUUAAAAUUGAAGUGCAAUUCCUGCCUGUUUUUUGUCUUCAGGCUGUUCACUUGCAGAUGUGUCUUUCCAAGGAUUAAAACAAAUUUUUCUCUUUGGAACCAAA
Messenger RNA from Myxocyprinus asiaticus (Chinese sucker), 1661 nucleotides. Its product is annotated as meteorin-like protein. Gene Ontology annotation, molecular function: hormone activity. The transcript has 4 exons. The coding region runs from base 249 to 1109 and encodes 286 amino acids. Gene Ontology annotation, biological process: energy homeostasis; positive regulation of brown fat cell differentiation. The record is from RefSeq and is a predicted model, not a curated record. NCBI's taxonomy places the organism in Eukaryota, Metazoa, Chordata, Actinopteri, Cypriniformes, Catostomidae.